Durusdinium trenchii is the source of this 1360-nucleotide messenger RNA. The record is from the annotation of a GenBank genome assembly. Lineage: Eukaryota; Dinophyceae; Suessiales; Symbiodiniaceae.
UUGACCUUUAAGAAACCACACAAUUGUACCCUUGAAGCAUCAUAUGCCUGGCCAAGCCAUGGUACGAGCUAGUGGAAGAAGGUAUGGAGUUGCUGCAGCGAUGGCGGUGCUGCUUUACGCGGGCAACACCCAAGUGUUGAAUUUUGUCGGAUUGCAGGUUUCUGGGCUCACUUCUCGCGAUAGAACUUGUAUGCAAGCCAAGGACAAGAAUGCUUUAGCAGAGUUCUUGAAGCCUCGCAUCGGCAAGGGCAAAGAGCGAGAAUUGCCUUCCAAUGCUGAGAUGAUUGGCACGCUGAAAAUUGUUUAUGAGGUAGCGUUGACAAAGCCACUCGGGAUAGUACUGACCGAUGGUCCUCGUGGCCCAGGAUUUGGGGUUGGCGUUGAGGAAGUUCUGAAUAGUGGGAGUGCGGCCGAACUUUUCAAGGAGGUCCUGAAGGGCGAAGAUUCCAUGUGGAUUCAGGAGGGUGAUGAAUUGGAAGCUGUCAAUGGCGAGCCUGUGGAUGGAUUCCAGGACAAAGCGGUUGAAAUGAUCCAAAAGUCUGGCGAUGAAGUGAAGCUCCAGCUCUCGCGACCUCGGAAGGGCUUCAUUAAGGUUGUGUUUCCAGAUGGCAAGCAUAUCACCUCCCCUCGCGCUGCGGUGCUGCAGCGUUUGGCUGAGAAGGUGGGCUACAACAGUGGCUGCACUUGCAAGGAUGGUCGGGAUGAGAAGUGUUGGUACAAAGAUGUGGCCACGGGCGAAGUCUAUGUGCUCCCUUUGAAUGUGCCCGGGCUUGUGCCUUCAGUGUGGCGAAAGUCAGGUGAAGAUGGUGCCAGGCCAGGCGAAGCAGACUAUGAGUGUUCGGGAGCCAGGAUGUGCUGCACUAGUAGCGUCCUUGCUCCUCGUAGUAAGGCCAGGAGCCCCUAGGCCCUAGUAGCUUCUUGUUACUAGUAGCGAUGCCCUUUGUUACUAGUAGCGAACAUUGCUCCCAGUAACCUUUGGUUUGAUUGCUUUUGCUUGGCGGAAGUCAAUGUACAUGUGUGUAUAUAUACAUAUAGCCCAUACACUCACCUUUUGACAAAGAUGCUCUCGCCAGAGCGAAUUCAGAAAGUUGCUGAAAUGCAUCAGCUGUUUAUGAUCUAAUUACCGCAUUCCUGAGAGAGGGCAGGAGGAACCAUAGUGUGCCCCGCUCGAACUCGAACUCGAAGGAGGAACGGCAAAAUGUUUUGCAGCACUGAUCGUCAAAUCAAAAUGGCACGAGUAUUACAAAAACAGGUGCACGGAAGUGAUCAGCUUCCGCUUUCUAAAAUUUUGGACAGGAGCUUUGCAAGUCCUCUCUGGCCCCAGCUACUGUACACUGGAGUAAGUGCUUGGAAUUCCUUU